UAGCUCCCGCGCUAGAGAGAAACAUGUAUCGUUUCCGAUCACAGCUCUUAACGGGGAUUUCUGCUGCCGCCACUGCCCACUCUCACCCCCGCCGCUUCUCGCCUCUGUUGUUAGCCGCAGACUCGCCUCUUAGCCGCCCGCCGCACAGACGCACGAGUAAAAAGUGCAGCUCCAUCGGCUGAUCCUCGCUAAGCUCCGAGUUCAGGCGGCACCGGGCGUCCCACGAUGCCGAAGAAUAAGAAGAGGAACACUCCCCACCGCGGUGGCAGUGGUGGCGGCGGCGGCUCAGAGGCAGUUGCAGCUACGGCGGCAGCAGCAGCAGGUGGCCAGCAUCGAAAUGUGCAACCUUUUAGUGACGAGGAUGCAUCGAUUGAAACGAUGAGUCAUUGCAGUGGUUACAGCGAUCCUUCCAGUUUUGCUGAAGAUGGUCCAGAAGUCCUUGAUGAGGAAGGAACUCAAGAAGACUUAGAGUACAAGUUGAAGGGAUACAUUGACCUGAUGAUGGACAAGAGUGCAAAGACCAGGCAGGCAGCACUGGAAGGUGUUAAAAAUGCAGUCUCUUCAAAAAUGCUCUAUGAAUUUAUUCUGGAACGGAGAAUGACUCUCACUGACAGCAUUGAACGCUGCCUGAAGAAAGGUAAGAGCGAUGAGCAGCGGGCGGCUGCAGCAUUAGCUUGCGUUCUUUGUGUUCAGCUGGGUCCCGGAAUUGAGAGUGAAGAGAUUUUCAAGACCCUUGGACCAAUCCUCAAGAAAAUAAUUAGUGACGGGACAGCCAGCAUCCAGGCCAGGCAAACUUGUGCAACUUGCUUUGGUGUUUGCUGUUUUAUUGCCACAGAUGAUAUCACUGAGCUGUAUUCCACUCUGGAGUUCCUGGAGAGCAUCUUCACCAAGUCCUAUCUCAAAGAGAAAGGCACGAAUGGUAUUUGCAGCUCCCCCAACACUGUGUUUCACAUCAGCGCACUCCUCACAUGGACCUUAUUACUGACCAUUUGCCCACUCAGCGAAGUGAAGAAAAAGCUGGAGAUGCAUCUACACAAGCUUCCAAGCCUGCUCUCUUGUGAUGAUGUGAACAUGAGAAUCGCUGCAGGUGAAUCGUUGGCACUCCUGUUUGAAUUGGCCAGAGGAAUGGAUAGUGACUUUUUUUAUGAAGACAUGGACUCUUUGACUCAGAUGCUGAGGGCUCUGGCCACUGAUGGAAAUAAGCACAGAGCCAAAGUGGACAAGCGGAAGCAGCGGUCGGUGUUCAGAGAUGUUCUGAGGGCAGUGGAGGAACGGGAUUUUCCAACAGAAACUGUUAAAUUUGGUCCUGAACGCAUGUAUAUUGAUUGCUGGGUCAAAAAACAUACCUAUGACACCUUCAAGGAGGUUCUUGGCUCCGGGAUGCAGUACCACUUGCAGUCAAAUGAAUUUCUUCGCAAUGUAUUUGAACUGGGACCCCCAGUGAUGCUGGAUGCUGCAACUCUUAAAACGAUGAAGAUUUCUCGUUUUGAAAGGCAUUUGUAUAACUCUGCAGCCUUCAAAGCCCGAACAAAAGCUCGGAGCAAAUGUCGAGAUAAGAGAGCAGACGUUGGAGAAUUCUUCUAGAUUUUCAGCAUUUGAAGACUACGUUCUGAUUUUCAAAUUUUUUUGUAAUUUUUAAUGUAUUUAACAUAAAAAUGUAGGGAGUUUUUAAUGGGGAGGAUGUGUCCACAUAGAUAAUAUUUUUAGUCAGGGAUUAUAUAUUUAUAAUUUAAUGUACAGUAUUAAAAAUGAUGAGUUCUGAUUAUUGAUUUUUUUCUGUAAAUAGGAAUGAAGUGUUUGUAAUGUUUAGUCAUACUCUACUUGUGAAGAGAGAAAGAAUAGGGUUUUUCACUUGAUUCAUGAUGAGAAAAACUUACACAAGGUUAAAUAUCUUAUACUGUGGUUUCAAAAGUGUUGAUUGGUUCUAAUGAUAAGUACAAGAAAUAAACAGGAUCUUCACAAACAACAAUUCUUGAUACAAUUUUGGGGAGCUAAUUCCUCUGGAAAAACUGAUGAUCUUUUUAAUGUAAAUCAGCUAUUUCAGUUUUAUCUCCCGGACGAGCCAAUGGAAUUGGCCGUAUCACGAAACCCUAGCAGUUGUGCCUGAAAGGCUGUUCAGUCUGACUGUGGGCGUUCACGGUUACCGUGCGCCGGGAAGGUUGCUAACCCCGCACGUCAGAGGAGUGACACUGAUUUCAUCUGCUGUACUGUAUCUUUUACACUGAAAUAAAGGUCUUUUCAUGCCA
Messenger RNA from Echinops telfairi (small Madagascar hedgehog), 2246 nucleotides. RefSeq names its product interferon related developmental regulator 1 (gene IFRD1). The transcript is spliced from 12 exons. Bases 226 to 1584 code for a protein of 452 amino acids. NCBI's taxonomy places the organism in Eukaryota, Metazoa, Chordata, Mammalia, Afrosoricida, Tenrecidae. Gene Ontology annotation, cellular component: nucleus. The record is from RefSeq and is a predicted model, not a curated record.